Molecule: messenger RNA, 1471 nt
Organism: Platichthys flesus (European flounder)
Lineage: Eukaryota; Metazoa; Chordata; Actinopteri; Pleuronectiformes; Pleuronectidae
Product: complement C1q-like protein 2
Exons: 6
Coding region: 135-995 (286 amino acids)
Molecular function (GO): protein binding
Source: RefSeq, a predicted model, not a curated record
AUAAGCCUAGCUAUAACCUUCACGUGUUCCUGAUAAACGACUCCUGGCAAUGAUUGAUCAGGAUGAGACAUUACUUAAGGAUGGGAUUAGUACAGAUGCUUCAAAGCUGAACUGGACACUCUGCCAGUCUGAGGAUGGAGGUGACAAUGUUUUUUCCAUUGUUGUUGCUGAUCUGCUCUCACUCAACAGCUCAGCCUCAACCAGAGUCUGACAAUGAAAUUAUUCCUCUUGGAGAUAACCAGACGAGGCAACCUGCAAACGUCUCUCUGCCCCAACCCACCUGCCCACAGGACAUCCAUGCCGUGCUGAGAGAGAUGAGCGGCUUGUUGGCUGAGCAGAGGGUUGAGCUGAGGCACCUACAGCGAGAGAAUGACGUACAAGCAGCAAAGCUGAGGAAACUGGAGCAAUUGCAGAGGGAGCAGGAGAAAUUGAACCAACAGGUCAAAGCACAAGCUGCAAAGCUGAGGGAGCUGGAGAAAUCGAACCAACAGGUCAAAGAACAGGCAGGAGAACUGACGGCCAUUAAAGCAAGGACAAACCUGACUGAAAACCAGGUGGAGGCUCUGAGGAGAGAAACGGAAGGCAAACGCGUGGCCUUCACCGCCGCUCUGUCUUCAAGUGAAACAACUAUUGGCCCAUUUAAUACACAGACUAAUCUGGUCUUCACACAAGUCAUUACAAAUAUUGGAAAUGCCUACAACACGGACACAGGUUUUUUCAUUGCACCGGUGAAAGGAGUCUACCACUUUGAGCUCUACAUAUGUGCAUAUGGAGACCCUUCAUAUGGUUCAGCUGUUUGGUUGGUCAGAAAUGGACACAAUAUUUGUAUUGCAUAUGAGCGUCAGCCAUCCUAUUUUGGGAAGUCUGCUAAUGGCGCCACACUGCUGUUAGAGGUCGGAGAUGUUGUGUUUUUGCGUCUGGAUGCUAACUCAGAGGUGUAUGACAAUGAACAUCACCAGAGCACAUUCAGUGGUCAUCUGCUUUUCACCAUGUGAGGGAAAAAGUCCUGUUUCUUCAGCUGUAUGUUACUGUAAUAUUACAAAAUAUGAUAAGUAUAUGUAAUUAUAUGUAAUUAUUACUAAAUCCUAUAUUUCAAAAUAUCCAUUUGAAUAAAAGUAUAUAGUGAUAUUAGGGGACAUUUCUUUAACAUGUGAUUAAUUAAGUUUUAAAAACUUUAAUUGGUAGAAAAUCAAAUAAACCCUUCACAGCUGUUGGGUGUAAUAAAUGCCAUGUUGUUUAUUAGAUGUUGUUGUUGUAUUAACCUCAUGGCAACUCACUAUUGUGUCUUGUUUUCAUGUGUUUGUGGUUUAAAUGUUUCUUAGAUGGAUGUGAACAGUGAAUAAUCAGUUUUCCAGAGAACAAGGAGUUAAAAAGAUGAUUUGGUCCGAUAGAAGGUCCAAGAACAAACUGUAUUUGCUUUCCUAUAAUGUUAAAUAUAGAAACCCUCACAUGUAAUGAACUAGAACUAGAC